AUGACAUCUACGAUCAAUCUCGGCGCGAAAGAGAUGGAGGAAUGGGCGGAACGAAUGUCUCUCCAUGAUGAAUUCAGAAUAGAAUAUGCAGCUUACCUAUCACCUGAAUAUUUCCCUUCGCCACUAUUCUUGCAACUGAGCUUGUCCCUCCGCCACUAUUUGCACGUACUUUAUUUGACCAUUACCGAGAUUCCGCCUCUCGGAACCGAGCCGUUGGAGGAAAGCAGGCACGCAGCAGUCACUCUGCCAUCUGCCUACUGCCGCGGCAUGGGUUGCCCUUUUCACUCACGUAUUCUUACGCUCUGCAGAAGGUGUCCGCUUUCGUACGACCGCGCGCUUGCCCGAAACUGCACACCCAAAGGUCCAGCCCUGAUGUCCUAUUGGUGUACCUGGUUCCUAUCAAGGAUGCAGCAUUAG
Morchella importuna is the source of this 417-nucleotide messenger RNA. RefSeq lists its product as uncharacterized. The coding region runs from base 1 to 417 and encodes 138 amino acids. The record is from RefSeq and is a predicted model, not a curated record. Lineage: Eukaryota; Fungi; Ascomycota; Pezizomycetes; Pezizales; Morchellaceae. The transcript has 4 exons.